CUCACUAACAGCGGGUAGGCUUUGAGUUGGAAACUUUGCUAGGUCGUAAAAAUGCCUUUAUUUCUUCAUAUAACAUAAUCGCGUAUCCUUUUAAAUUUAAUGCGUUCGGUAAUGUUAGCUAUCCUAAAACGUAUAUAUCCGUCUUUCGAAGUAAAGUACGUUCACCUCUCCCCCGUACUUGCCCGAGGUGGGCGAGGUGAAAAGGGUGUGGCGGGUUUGUCCGGACGCUCCGGUGCGCCAUUGGCUGCGGGUGACGUCCCGGACGGGUGGGGUUAUAAAUAGCGGGUCGCCCCCCGCCUGCCUUGUUUGUCCGAUCGAAGCGUAGCGGUCCGGUUGCUCGCGCACGGCGGUUGAACGGUUUUCCUCAAGUGUCACGGAACCGACUCCUCACUCCUGCCAAAAUGAACAGAGUGCUUCUUUCCGUCUUCGCAGCUGGCAUGCUCUUCGCUAUUGGCCAAGCCCUGGAGUGCUACAAGUGUGACAUUGGCUUUUGGAACCUGUGCUUUACCACCAAAACAACAUGUGCUGCAGGACAGCAGUGCUUCAGUGGCGUUGGGAAAGCUGCGGAUUUUGUGGACAUCAAGAUGAAGGGGUGUCUGAAUACUGCCGAGUGUGACAAGGUGACCAACGUCGAGUUCUUCAACAACAAAACGGUAUACACCAUGAACAAGACCUGCUGCGCCACAGACCUUUGCAACGGCUCCCCCGGCCUCCCUGUGGUGACCCCGCUGUCCCUCACGCUGGCGAGCGCCACCGGCCUGCUGGUAGUGACUGGGGUGCUGGUCUGAAGCCCCCCCCCCC
This is a messenger RNA of Megalops cyprinoides (Indo-Pacific tarpon), 801 nucleotides long. It is a transcript of the gene spaca4l, whose product is annotated as sperm acrosome associated 4 like. The transcript is spliced from 3 exons. Bases 402 to 788 code for a protein of 128 amino acids. The record is from RefSeq and is a predicted model, not a curated record. NCBI's taxonomy places the organism in Eukaryota, Metazoa, Chordata, Actinopteri, Elopiformes, Megalopidae.